Molecule: messenger RNA, 4285 nt
Organism: Carassius carassius (crucian carp)
Lineage: Eukaryota; Metazoa; Chordata; Actinopteri; Cypriniformes; Cyprinidae
Gene: ell2
Product: elongation factor for RNA polymerase II 2
Exons: 12
Coding region: 133-2088 (651 amino acids)
Biological process (GO): snRNA transcription by RNA polymerase II; transcription elongation by RNA polymerase II; positive regulation of transcription elongation by RNA polymerase II
Cellular component (GO): transcription elongation factor complex
Molecular function (GO): cis-regulatory region sequence-specific DNA binding
Source: RefSeq, a predicted model, not a curated record
CCCAAUUAGUCUGUUAACUUUCUAAGAGUAUGGAGCAGAAAGGGACUUACUUCAGCUCAGGUCCCUCCCUCUGUCCGCAUUAGAGAGAGUCUGCACGUAUGUCAGAGGCACUAUGGUGGAGGGCUGGUGAAGAUGAUGGCAGCUCUCUGCGAGAAUGGCACAUAUGGACUCAACUGUGGCCGCAAGAGCGACAGAAUAUCAGUUUUACAUGUCAAACUGACAGAAUCAGCCUUUAAAGCGCUGGAAAACUACAAAAACUGUAAGAAGGCACCGUCCUCACAGGCCGCGAUACGUUUUCAGGGUCUUCAAGGGCGCAUUAAAAUCCCAACAACAGAUGCUCCCAAUGGCUGUCAUAACUUUGACUUUUAUUUGUCAAACUAUGGCAAAGACAAUCCUCAAGGAAGCUUUGAGUGUAUCCACCAGUACAUAUCUAGCUCUGGAGUCCCCCAUCUGUCCUCCUUGGGAACGAUUCAAGACAAAAUCACAGUAUGUGCCUCCAAUGACACUUACCAGGUGACCAAAGAGAGAGUGGCCAAAGCUGAGGACGAUAAAAGCAAAAACAGCACCAAAUUCAUCAGACCCGGAGGACCGUUCAGAGACAAAAAAGUCCAGCACCGAAAACCGGCCCCGUCAGCCCCUGAUCCAGUUCCAGAGAGGAAGCAGACCACCCCCCUCAACCCAGCCAACACCAUCCGCAAGUGCCUUACCAACAACCCCGUAUCGCAACGGCCAUACCGGGACCGCGUCAUUCACCUUCUGGCCCUGCGCUCUUACAAGAAACUAGAGCUGCUCGGCAGACUGCAAAGAGAUGGCAUCAGCCAGAAAGACCGCAACUCUUUGGGCUCUACACUAAAUCAGGUGGCCAGUCUAAACCCGAAGGAUAACUCGUAUUCGCUGAAGGACUUUAUCUUCCGUGAAGUCCAGAGGAACUGGCCGGGCUACACGGAGGAUGAACGGGUUCAAUGUGACAGGAUCCUGGCACGUAAAUUGGGUUUGAAUUCAGCGUCUGUAUCUUCCAGCAGCCCAACCAAAGAGCCAACAUCUCCACUGAAACGUCAACCUGAGACUGACUUCAUUGACCCUCUGAUGUCUAAGAAGCCCCGAAUCUCCCACCUCAGUAACCGAGGGCCCCCCUCCUCUUCAGGUCGUCAUUCUUCAGAGACUGAGGACAAAAAACCUGCACCAACGGCCGCUUGCCCAGGACCCUAUUUUCACCCUCCCCCUGUCACGGGCUCCAGUUCAAACUCCCCCAGUACGCCGGAGGGCCGGGGGUCUCAGGACCUGCCCCUGGACCAGAGCUCUAUAUGCGGAAACUCCUCAGAGAGCUACGCCCCCCACAGCCACACACCCAGCCAGCCAGUUUCCACCACGUCCCCCUUGUCCUUCUCCACCUGCACAGUCUCCACAACCACCAUUACCUCCACUACUACCACCAGCAGCGGCCACCGCGUUUCUUCUGCCACGUCUCCUACGGCCAGCCGGGAUGGCAAUGGCAGCAAAAAGCCCAAGAAGUCCAAGAAGCACAAAGAUAAAGAGAGGAAGCGAGAAGGAGAGAAAGAGAAGGAUAAGGACCGAAAGAGGGAUCGAGAGCAUAAUUGCGAUAAGGAAGCAAAGCCCAGGAAGAAACAUCGGAAUGAGACCGAACAAAGACACAUUCCUGCCAACAUCAAUCAAGAAUCGGACAGAGAAGCUGGCAAAGACAAGCCUGUCAACAGCACUGAACUUCCAGUCCCAACAAAGCCCGAUUACGUAGUUAAGUACACAGCAGUGAUAUCUCUGGAUCAGAGGCAGCACUAUAAGGAUGACUUCAAUGCAGAAUAUGAUGAGUAUCGCAUUCUUCAUGCCCGCGUAGAGAGAGUUACUCGUCGUUUUACAAAACUGGACGCCCAGUGUAGACGACUGGCACCAGGAACUAAAGAGUACCAGGACGUACAUGAACAGGUGCUGCAAGAAUAUAAAAAAAUUAAACAACACAGCCCAAAAUAUUAUGAAGAAAAACUGCGCUGUGAGUACCUGCACAACAAACUGGCCCACAUCAAACGGCUCAUCGCUGACUUCGACCAGCGGAAGGCGCAGUCCUGGCUGUAGGGCACGGGACCAAGCAACCCCCUCAGCCAAUCAGAGCGCUCUUCAGCCAAAGGACCAUCUUUAGAGGAGUGUGGGAAUCAAUAUGCUCCUUAUUUAUUCUAUUUACUGAUUCCCCACUCGCCUGUUUUUCCAUAUCUGGUCGCCUUCAUCACUCUAUAUCAUGUUUUCUUCCUUUUCAUCCUUUCCCAUACCUUUUCAUUGAUUCCUUUUUCUUUCUUUUUGAAGGAUUUUUUAAAAGAAAAAAGGACAAAAAAUAAAACUAAUUUUUUGAAUGCAAAAAGAAAGUUCGCAAUGCAAACCGGGGGCCUUACAGCUCGUAUUUCUUCAAGCCUUUUGCACAGGGGUGAUCGAGCCAGUACAUGUGAAAAAGUGGCCAUAAAAGAGGGGGUUUCCAAGAGCCUUGAGACUUCCUUUCUCCCGUUGGCCCUGUUUUUUGUUUUGUUUUUUCUUUGAAGAGCAUCAGUAUUCACACCCACAGUGCAAAUGAUGCCUUAAGGUAUUAAUACAGACAUAUAUCGAUGUGGCGUCAGUGAGACAUACAAGCACCCGGGGCAGAAAUUAUUAUGACCUGAUCACAGGUCCAGCGCACAUUCAUGUAAGGUGUGAUCGAUGUUUGCUUGUGUGUGUGUGUGUGUGAGAAAGUGGCGAGUGAAAAUUGUCAGUGUUUGUUCGUUUUUGGGAAGGACUGUGGGUCAGAAACUACAGGUAGAGAUGGGCUCUGGGAGUAGGUUUGGAUAUAAAUUAUAUAAAAGAGAAAAAAAAAAAAGGAAAACAAAAAUCCCCCCAAAAAAAGCUGCUACAUUUUUUUUCUUUGAACAGCCGAAGCCUUCGGGAUCAAGCCGGCUCGUUUUACGUGUUCUUAAUUUGGGCCUGCUCUGUUUAAGAAAAUGAUUGUACCAUCUUGAAGGCAAAGGUGCUACUGAUUCAUGAGAAAAUGCGUCGAGCAGAGGCAGACCUGUAUAUCCAUUUCAAAUGUAUUCAUUAAUUAUUACAAGUCUCAGAACAGAGUUAUUUAUGACUUAUAUAAUAUUAUAUAUUUUUUGUUUCAUUUUGAAUUGCUGGAAUUUUGAGUAUUGAAAAAAGAAACUGAUCAAAUAUGUAUAAAAGUCUUUAUUUCACGGUAUCAUUAGUGAUUAAACUUCUUAAAGAUUAAGGGAAACGUUUUGUUUACAAAACCUGUGUGAUGGGAAGUUGCCAAAAAAAAGUUAUAAAAAUGAAACACAAAUGCUUUCAAUCCUAUGUGCAUAUAGUCUGGAAUAAAACGCGUUUCUCUGAGUGACAUAACACUUUAUCUAAAAGGAGAUGGUGAUCGAACACUUACAGUGUCGUGAUGUAUUUAUUUUCUUUUGAUGCUUGUAUAGGAAAAAGAUCCAGAAUGCAGCUUUGUGAAUCAGCUUUCAAAAAAAAAAAAACAUUGCUUGCAGUUAUGCAAAUUCUCACUGGAUCAUGGUGGAUUCUGAUUGGCUAGCUGAUUCUUGAGGCUUGCUGCAUUGUAUUUGCACAUUUUAAGAUGUCUUUUUGAGAUCUGAAAACAAAUCAUCUCUCUUUUGAUCACAAUUAUUCCAUUGUUAAAGACUGGGAGGUGUUUCCUUUGUUUUCCAGUGUUGUAAAUUGAAAAACCUGAGUGUGCCAUUCUCAAAAUAACCAUUGAUGAAUGUUUGUUUUCAGUAUUUGGGGCGGCAGAUGGCAUCUUACUUGCUUUUUUUAGGGGCUUAAAUGUUAUCAAACUCCCUAAGAUGUUCUGUCGUGUGAGCUUCUGUUCAUUUUAGUCGCAGUUUAUAGACUGGAUGAAAUGUCUGAUGACAACCAUAUACAAGUCAUGGUUAUUUAACAGAAUAAUAGCAGAUGCUUAUUUCCUCAGCAUCCACACUGAGCCCUAAAGAUUUGGGAUGACACUAAGAAGUGUUGCUUUGAAAGGAGAAUGUGCAACUACACAUCAAACUUGGUAUUGUAAUUUGGGUGGGGAAGUAUUUGGUGUGUGACCAACACUUGUUUUCUUUCCCUUUUGAAGAAGAGACUGUGCCUUUGACACCAUAAAGAGAGAUGUUAAUGUUGGAAAAUAAGCCAAGAAUCUCAUAACACUGUCAUCUCUUGUUUUAAAGGUGGGAUGGGGGUUGUUUCAGACUGUAAGAAAAUUCCUGACCUGUCCACCUAAAAAUGUAUUAAAUCAGUUCAAUAAAAUGUGAACUUGGCAUUA